AUGUUCUUUUCAAUCGCUCUUAGAGCAACAAAUAAGCUUGCUAAUUUAGAUAAACCAGAAUAUUCCUCAUUGCCAAGAAUAAUAUUCCCAUAUUAUCCAAGAAUGACUCAGCAAAUCAAAGCUUUCAAACAUUUUGAAAAAAGAACUCAAGAUAACGAAACAUUUGUAACAGUUUCAGUUAACUGCCUUGAAGAAAGAACAUUCUGCUCAAGGUAUAAACUCCAAGCCGGACAAAUUUCAGUUUCACUUCACGACCACGAGCAUCCAGUAAAAAUUUCACGCAAGAUCGACGCAGAAAACUUAAACGAAAUAAGCCAAAUCGUUUCUAAUCACGGAUAUCUAACAAUCGACACUCCAGAACAAAUUACAGCAAUUACACAGAAUAAGCCUCUUUUCAUGCUUGUUUCCCGUGCUAAUGCAGGUGAUCUUGAAGAGAAGAAGCCUUCUUUCGAAAAAUUGGCUAUUUCUAACAUUGAUUCAGGCUGUAUUUUUGCAUUUGUUACAAGUCCUUAUUUAUAUGAAAAAUACGCUCACUACCCAUACAUCUCAUUCGUCUUCAUCCAUCACGACGGUAAAUUUACCUCUUAUCGUGGAGAUUUUUCGAUUGAAAGUUUACAAACUUUUGUUUCACAUCAUGCUCAACCAUUUAUGGGCCAUCCAGUUGCAACAGAUGCCACAAAGAUCGUUGCAGUCGGAAAUGACGCUUAUUUCAAGCAAAUUUCAGAAAAAUUAGAUAAGAUCGAUUUUUACGUUCCUUCAUCGUAUUUGAACACAACAAAUAUAAUGAAGGCUGUUCCGUACCUUUGCAAUGGCAAAUACCAGUGUCUCGGCAUUUUCAGACCAAAUCAGUUCAAAUUAGUCCUUAUAAACGAAACAGACAUUGCAUCGGCUGAUAUCAGAAUCUCCCAGUUCGACUCGUUGUGGAAAGAAGUUCCUUUCGCUGAGAAAUUCAAGAUAAGAGCUGCAAUUUGUUUCUUGUUCUACAGAAUACAGCUUUUCAUUGUUUGUGGUAUACUUUCAGUCGUUUCUCUCUUCUUCUUUGUUUGGAUGGUCGAUAGUUCAAGAAUUAUCGAAUUUAUUGAUUGA
Trichomonas vaginalis G3 is the source of this 1086-nucleotide messenger RNA. RefSeq lists its product as uncharacterized. NCBI's taxonomy places the organism in Eukaryota, Parabasalia, Trichomonadida, Trichomonadidae. The record is from RefSeq and is a predicted model, not a curated record. The transcript has a single exon. The coding region runs from base 1 to 1086 and encodes 361 amino acids.